Molecule: messenger RNA, 690 nt
Organism: Lachancea nothofagi CBS 11611
Lineage: Eukaryota; Fungi; Ascomycota; Saccharomycetes; Saccharomycetales; Saccharomycetaceae
Source: the annotation of a GenBank genome assembly
AUGGCUCGCCAAAAUUUCGUGGGACUUGUAGUUUCGCAAGGUAAAAUGCUGAAGACGGUAAAAGUGCGUGUGGAGACCAAAGUGUUCAAUAAGAGAAUCAACAAAGAGCUCUUCAGCCGGAAGGACUAUUUGGUACAUGACGAAGAAAGUGUAUCGCGUGAAGGCGAUCUGGUGCGUAUUGAGGCUACAAGACCAUUGUCUAAAAGGAAGUUUUUCAGUGUAGCCGAAAUCAUCAAGAACAAAGGUCAGCAGUUUGCACAGUUCGAGUCACAGGCCAAGACCCAGGUUUUGCAAGAGGAAGCUCAAAAGAGUCAGGAGUUUUUGGCAAGACGUCAGAAUUUGGAGGAGAGCGACAAUGUGCUGCUCAAAGACAUCUACACAAUCCAAGAUGCUUUGUCGCAAGGCCGCGAUGCGCAGGAUUUAGUUGAAAUAAAGGCCCGCUAUGGGAUUGAGAACUUCACACCGGAAAGCUUAAGACAACUGCUACAACUCGACGUGUCAGCUUUGGAAAAAGACGUAGCCGCUCAAAAAUCCAAGAUCGACACCGUGCAGGCGCGGGUACGGGAGCUUCUACAAGAUGACCAAGAGUGUGACUCGUGGUUGACGCAGCGAGGCGUGGAAAGCCCAGAGGCACUGAAGCCAAGUAUAAAACGUAACCUGCUCAGGAAAUACGUCCUUCAAGAAAUUUAG